GUGGGAGGCGGAGGCGCGGGCUGCGUGCUGGCCAACCGGCUGUCGGAGCAGCCCGGCGUGUCCGUGCUGCUUCUUGAGGCGGGCGGCGACCCACCCAUUGAGUCGCAGUGGCCUGCUCUACAAACCUAUACACUACGUGGUUACCUAGACUGGAACUACACAACGACGCCAGACCCGGUGUCGCAGCGCUGCCACAAGCAACACUCCGGCAACAUCGUGGCGGGCCGCGUGCUGGGCGGCGGCACCGCUAUUAGCUCACUGUACUACGUGCGCGGCAACCCCCACGACUACGACACCUGGGCCGAGCUGCUCGCCGACCGCAACUGGAGCUGGGACGCCGUUUACCCUUACUUUAAAAAAGCCGAAAAUUUAAAAGACUGUGAAGUAUUGAGCUCUUCCUGUGCUAAAUAUUACAGCACCGGAGGAUACCUGGACCUCACCAGGGACCCCGAUCCCAAAACGAGUAGAUACUUAACCGCUGUUAAGGAAUUAAACUAUUCGACUCCACUGGACAUAAAUGGAUGCUCUUUUUCGGGGUUCGUUCAGCAAAUGUUUAUGAUUGCCGACGGUGUGCGUCAGAGCACCGCCUACGCAUACCUCAGACCCGUCAAAGAUAGAGAGAAUCUUUACGUCGUUAGGCAUGCCACGGUUUAUCAAAUCUUGUUCGACAAUUCGAACAGAGCCAUCGGGGUGAAACUAACGAAGGACAAUAAAAACAUAUCAGUCAGAGCUAGAAAAGAGGUGAUCUUAUCGGCGGGCACAUUCAACAGCCCUCAGCUACUUAUGCUGUCGGGCAUCGGGCCCAAGGAGCACCUGCAGGAGCUAGGCAUUCGUGUCCGCAAAGAUCUUCCUGUCGGCUUUAACUACCAAAACCAUGUAUCCGUUUUUGUCCCUUUUAAAAUGGAUUACUCUCGGGCUCCGCUGGAGCCAACCGAUCCCCGUCGAAGUCCACUGUUCACUUCGUUUGUCGGUAGCGUGCCUGCGAAUGGGUCCGCGGAUCGUAUAGAGUACGAAAGUGUCAAUUAUAUAGUGCAGCACGACUCACCGGAUCUGUUACAGUUUUGUGGUUUCUAUCAUGGUUACAAAAAUAGACUUUGUCAAAUUUUAUUUGACGAAUGCAAAGGGAGAGACGUGAUGCUGUCGUGUGCGGUGAUGCUAUACCCCUUUUCUCGUGGCCGAGUGACGCUGCGCAGCGCGAAUAUUGCCGACCCACCUCUCAUCGACGCGGGCAUACUGCGCGACGAACGAGACUUGGAGCGCUACGUGGAUUACAUUGAAGAAACUCUCAGAUUGGUAAACACUACUCUCUUUAGAAGCAUGAAUGCGGAAGUCGUUGACCUAAAACUGGAAAUGUGCGAGGGACUCGAGUUGUGGAGUAAACCGUACAUUCGUUGCUUUGUUCGCUGCAUUGUAGCCACGCUGCACCAUUACGUAGGCACUUGUGCUAUGGGAUCUGUGGUGGACAGCGAGCUUCGCGUGCGCGGCUUGAGUGGGCUACGCGUCGUGGACGGCAGCGUGAUACCGCGCGAGGUCGGCGGGCCCACCACCGCGGCAGUCGUCAUGCUCGCUGAGAAAGCUGCCGACAUCAUUAAAUAUGGUGGUCACAUAAACGUAAACAAUUACUGUGAAUCCAAAAACUCACAAUAUCCCCGACACGAAACACCACAAGAAUUGGAGCAUGAAAACUCUCAAUAUCCCCAACAUGUAACUACAAAAGAGGUCGAGCAUGAAAAUUCUCUUUAUCCCCAACAUUUAACUCCAGAAGACAUUGGACAUGAAAACUCUCAAUAUCCCCAACCUGUAACUCCAAAAGAGGUCGAGCAUGAAAACUCUCAUUAUCCCCAACAUUUAACUCCAGAGGACAUUGGACAUGAAAACUCUCAAUAUCCCCAACAUUUCACUCCAGAAGACAUUGGACAUGAAAACUCUCAGUAUCCCCAACCUGUAACUCCAAAAGAGGUCGAGCAUGAAAACUCUCAUUAUCCCCAACAUUUAACUCCAGAGGACAUUGGACAUGAAAACUCUCAAUAUCCCCAACCUGUAACUCCAAAAGAGGUCGAGCAUGAAAACUCUCAUGAGAUACCUUACCUUUAUUCUUAAUACCAGAAAUCUUCAAUUUAUUAUUAGAAAUUAUGAAUUGAGUUAAAAUUACGUUGCUUUUUAUUUUUGAUAUCAAUAGGUCGAUAAAUG
This is a messenger RNA of Papilio polytes (common Mormon), 2190 nucleotides long. Its product is annotated as glucose dehydrogenase [FAD, quinone]-like. The annotation marks the transcript as partial. Lineage: Eukaryota; Metazoa; Arthropoda; Insecta; Lepidoptera; Papilionidae. Gene Ontology annotation, molecular function: flavin adenine dinucleotide binding; oxidoreductase activity, acting on CH-OH group of donors. The record is from RefSeq and is a predicted model, not a curated record. The transcript is spliced from 2 exons.